This is a messenger RNA of Procambarus clarkii (red swamp crayfish), 498 nucleotides long. The record is from RefSeq and is a predicted model, not a curated record. NCBI's taxonomy places the organism in Eukaryota, Metazoa, Arthropoda, Malacostraca, Decapoda, Cambaridae.
AUGAAGCCCGUACUGAAGCCCACAAUGAAGCCCGUACAGAAGCCCUUACUGAAACCCGUAAUGAAGCCCGUAAUGAAGCUCGUACAGAAGCCCGUACUGAAACCCACAAUGAAGCCCGUACAGAAGCCUGUACUGAAGCCCGUACAGAAGCCCGUACUGAAGCCUGUACAGAAGCCCGUACUGAAGCCUGUACAGAAGCCCGUACUGAAGCCCGUACAGAAGCCCAUACUGAAGCCCGUACAGAAACCUGUACAGAAGCCCGUACUGAAGCUCGUACAGAAGCUCGUACUAAAGCCCGUACUGAAGCUCGUACAGAAGCUCGUACUAAAGCCCGUACUGAAGCCCGUACUGAAGCUCGUACAGAAGCCCGUACUGAAGCCCGUACAGAAGCCCACAAUGAAGCUCGUACUGAAGCCCGUACUGAAGCUCGUACUGAAGCCCGUACUGAAGCCCACAAUGAAGCCCGUACUGAAGCCCGUACUGAAGCCCUGUUCAUAA